Molecule: messenger RNA, 1904 nt
Organism: Anoplopoma fimbria (sablefish)
Lineage: Eukaryota; Metazoa; Chordata; Actinopteri; Perciformes; Anoplopomatidae
Gene: snrnp48
Product: small nuclear ribonucleoprotein 48 (U11/U12)
Exons: 9
Coding region: 102-1109 (335 amino acids)
Cellular component (GO): cytosol; U12-type spliceosomal complex; nucleoplasm
Source: RefSeq, a predicted model, not a curated record
CGUCAUCACACCGCGCAGACUGUGUCGUCUCAAAGCGCCGCGUAAACAAAACGCAGAUGAUUCUGUGCAAACAUCCGUGAUUUGGCGCUAAAAUCUCCAAAAUGGCGGCUUCUUCAGAAACACAAAGUCUCCGGGAGCGACGGGAGCGGCUGCGGGAGCUGACGGAGUUCACGGAGAGCUGCAGACAGCAGCUCAGCGACAUGCGGGAGGCGCUGGGCCGCCAGGACUACAAGCAGGAAGCAAUGGAGCAGUGUCCCUACGACUCCAACCACAGAGUCCCGGUGAGGAGCAUGGAGAAACACAAAGCCUCCUGCAGCCUCCGAAAGAUGGGCUACUCCACUGAGGAGGAGGCGGAGAUGUUCGAUCCUUCUGUGUGUUAUGAGAACAGAAGUGUCAGAAGCUUUAAAAUGGACAAAUCCACACAGCACCAGGUGAUCCUGCAGGCCAGGUCUGCUGCACCACUGAUGAGGAUGGAAGGAGUCUUCUGGCAAGGUCAGUACUCCGGACAGCCUGUCGAUGUGCCGCAGAACCACAAGCACUCCGUGUGUGACCUCACCGUGGCCGACCGAUUGGCUCUGUACGAUCAUGUGCUCAGCCAGCGGAAAGAAGCUGCCUCCUCCAACAACGAGGAUCUCUACGUCGACUUGGUGUCCAAACUCCAGAAGAAUGAAGAGCAGAACGAGCCAAAGACUCACCUGGAGCUGAUGGCAGAGAUGAGGGACUACAAGAGGCGGCGUCAGUCCUACCGAGCCAAGAACGUUCACAUCACCAAGAAGUCCUACACUGAGGUGAUCAGAGAGGUGAUCAACGUCCACUCAGAGGAGCUCACCAAACAGUGGAGAGAGGAAGAGGCCGAGGAGGAGCCGACCAGAUCUGAACUGUCCUCCCACAGGCGCCGGCCGGAUGAAAAGCGUUCAACGUCUUUAGAGUCUCGCCAAUCCCACAGCCGACGCCGACGCAGCCGUGAACGAAGCCAAGAGAAAGAGAGCAAGAAGAAGAAGAAGAAGAGAGAGAGGGAUUCCGGCUCCCCGGAUGAACACCACCACCACCACCACGACCGAAAGAAGAAGAAGAAGAAGAAGAGAGAGGAAAGGGAGAAGGAGAAGUGAUGAAGUUGGAUCAGAUGAGGUCAAAGGUCAUCGUGGCCUCCACAGGUUAAAAGAUGUCACACAAGGUGAAUUUUGGAAAGAAAUAAAGUUUUGGGAACCAACAACCUUUUCAGCUUUUUGUGCUUCACAAUCUUAAAUUAUAUGUCUGCCAAUCUUGAACAGGCCCCGCCCCCGCCUAUCCCUGAUUGGCUGGGAGUGGUUUUCAACUACAGAACACAUGGAAUGUUGGACAGGAGUGUCAUCGCUGGCGGGGGUCAAAGGUCACUCUUGUUUUAGGCUUAACUUUUUCUGUGUGUCUUCAGGUGUUUACACAAGGUUUCUGCACUCAUUGGGAAACUUUGGAAAGUAUUUUAAUUUGAAAUUUGGGCUUCUGAAGUCUUGUGACUGGCAAUGUUUUAUUUUGAAAUCCAUUAAAAAAAUAGAUGCUACAUAAAUGUGUAACUCAUUUUUAAAAAUACAUAUAAUCAUACUUUUUCUGAUUUUAUGUAAUAAUGAUGAUACAAAUAAUAUCAAUUUUAUUUAUACAGCACCUUUUAAAACGGCAGUAAAAUGAAAAAAAUACACCAAAGUAACGUAAAAAACAAAAUAUAUGAUAUGAUUGAAAUAAAAUGAUGUGCUAGUAAAAAGUUUUUGUGAAGGGAAACAUGAUUCCUUUGACUCGGUUUAUAUGUUAAUUCUUCUUUUAGAGAUCCUUUUUGUUUGAAAUUUCCGAUAUUAAAAAUGAUCCACAUGUGAAAAGAAUAACAUUUAAAGGCUUAAAGUUUGAGACUCUGCUUGCAUGACUUUUCUUCACAA